Messenger RNA from Fusarium graminearum PH-1, 675 nucleotides. RefSeq lists its product as uncharacterized. The record is from RefSeq and is a predicted model, not a curated record. Lineage: Eukaryota; Fungi; Ascomycota; Sordariomycetes; Hypocreales; Nectriaceae. The coding region runs from base 1 to 675 and encodes 224 amino acids. The transcript is spliced from 2 exons.
AUGGAGAACACACGCUCGGCAGCAGACACUUCUGCAUGGCAGAUUAAAGAUCACCUCUUGGCCAUUCUGCCCGCUGGGGUGCUCUUCGGUGCCACUGUCGCUAUGAGGCUACCGCAGCACCCUCACCUUGAUGUCGUAGCACGUCUUGGUCGCGUUGCGAUCUUGGUUGCUCUUGGUUGCGCCAUCUCUCGAACACGGUUUUUCGCCGAAACCCCAACAUCGCUGAACGACUUACCAACAAUACUCCGGGAAUACAUUUUCUUAAUGGGAGUGGUCGUGUUUGUGGUAGCUAUGAUGGCACCUAGCGCAGAUGAACCCAGACAACCGUCUGAUAGCAUCAUUAAUGAAGAAAGGAUGCUUGUACCGGAGCCGCGAAAUACGCGUUGCAAGCCAGGCACGAAACAAUCAUGGGACAUAGCCUCUUCCAUAAGCCACUUGGAUCUUCUCUCCAACCUAGGUUCGCUGGACCUCAAAUUUAUGCCAGGACCCAAAUCCCACUACUCGGACCUUUCAGGAAGCGGAGAGUCUGCGGUCACGCUCUCCUCUGGUCUCAUACGUGACCCGAGUAAGCUUAUGGAAAUCAUCCAAUGGGUCAAGGCUGCAGCUCCGCCAUCAUUCGGAAGAAAAGGAGAUUCAACAUCAACCGAAAACGUGCUGCACGAGGUUUCAGUCUAG